AUGAGCAUAAGCGUUUACAAGAGCAAAAUAUUCAACACCAAAGAUGUGGUCGAUGUAUGCAUACACCAGAAGCUCCUGAAGCUGGAAUCGUCCAGCUUUAAAGAUUCCGUGUAUAAAUUGAACGAGCAUAAGAAAAGUGUAGACGAGUUAGCAAAGGGGGAUGGGUCAUUCAUCACUGGGACGAACGUAAAUGUAGGGGGGGAAGAAGUCCCAAAAGGAGAGCAGAAGGCCGGACAAGGAAAAUCCCGCAGCUAUCACAUGGACGAAUUGAAAUGUUUGUACUUUUUUUUUCUGAUAAAUAUGCUAAGAUUUAAGAACAAUUUGGAUUUAAAUUUGAUAAGGAGCGUUUGUUGCUCGAUCAACAGCACCACGGAGUGUACUUGUGGGGCCGAGGGGUCAUGUCCCUCAUCAAUUGCUCCCCCGCACAGUGCAUCACCACAUGAGGGACUCCCUCACAGUGAAGUACUAAAACAGUUCUUCAUUUCGAAUUUGAAAAAAUGUGCCAAAUUGGAAUACAACCUGAAUGAUUUUAACAUAUGUACAAGUGUUGUCCUAGAAAAUUGUAGCAUAGUUUUUUUAAAUGCUUACAAAACGGUUUCCUUGUGCAAGUACCUGACCUGCUGCCUGUGCAACGUUUUGGAGUUAUUUCACAUAAAGUGUGAUAUUUUAUUUAAAAAUGCCUUUAAUAAUAACACGAAUAAUAGUAACAUACAAUCGAUAAAUGAACUGAUAAGUAAAAUAAAAUGGAUGACACACGAUUCUAAGGUGGAGAAGAAUAAGGAGCUGUCCAAAAUUUUUAGCGCAAACUUGUUGUUGUUUGUUUAUGCGCAAAGUAAACUAACGGAUGAUGGUGAAUAUUUUAUGUACUUAAUAAAUCAAAAUUUUAAGAACACCAUAGAUAGCUAUAGAAGUGAGUACACAGACGAAAUGAACUCGUUAAAUAGCUAUAUCACCAUGUUGAGUAAAAAUAUGAAUGACACUCUUAGGGUUCACAUUAAGAAUGUGCUUGACAUUACAACCAAGGUGAUGCCAUUAUUUGUUGGGAAAAUGCACGAAUUUGUUACGGCGAAUGAACAAAUUGUAGAAGAACACGCAGAUUUGAAGAAGCCUCCGUCGAACGGAUUUAUAUUGCUACAUGACUCCAUCGCAGGGGAAGGCACAUCAUCAGGUCCAAUCCUCUCCAAGUUGUAUGAAGAAAAAUAUUUAAAGAGCAUCGAAGAGAGGUUCCUACAGAUGGAGUUCCCCAACGAGUUGCAAAAGUUUAGCGAAAUGAACAGCAUAUUUUACGAGCUGCUAAUUCUGCUGACGGAUAUUAUUAUUCAGACGAACAUUAUGUACGACAUAAAGGCAUAUAACAAAGCGCUAGCACAAGUGUUGAAAAAUAAAAAAGUGUCAGGGGGUGUUCACCACAUAGGGGUCGGGUGUCUCGAGUUUAAGAAUUUUCUCUACUCCCUGAUGACAGAAAGGGGGGACUCCCAAUUGGGCAUUUUUAAACCAACAGAAGGGGAGGCAAAAGAAAUGAUACCUAUGAGUGGAAACAAAAUUGUUAUCAAUAAUUCCUUUCCUGCGCUAAGGAGAAAAUUAAACGUGUACAAAUUGGAUGAACACAUAGGGGAAGUACUAAUCCAGAAGAAUAUCAAUUUUAAUUUGAAAGUUCCGAAAGGUGCCAAAGAUUUUACAGGAGAAGACAUGCAAUUGAGAAAUAUCUUUUUCGAUUUUAUAAAGAAGAAGUUUUUACUACACGGAGCAGUAGAAAUAGAUACCCCAAUUUUUGAACUUAAGGAGACAUUAACGGAUAAAUAUGGAGAGGAUUCAAAAUUAAUAUUCGAUUUGAAGGACCAAGGAGGGGAAAAUCUAUCUCUUAGAUAUGAUUUAACUGUUCCUUUAUAUCGAUUUGUCAACACAAACAAUUUGAACUCUCUGAAAAGGUUUCAUAUAGGGAAAGUCUAUCGAAGAGAUGAACCAAGUAUGAACAGAGGCAGAUUUAGAGAGUUCUAUCAAUGCGACUUUGACAUCGUAGGAAAAUAUGACACAGUCCGUACAGACUUUCACAUUUUGUUCAUAUUCUGGGAUAUUUUAAAUAACUUAAAAAAGGUAAUUGGUAAUUUUAACUGCAAAAUAAAUCACAGAAAGAUUUUAGAAUACAUGCUUCUCUCCUGUAAUAUUCACAAGGAUAAGGUAAAAACGAUUUCCAGCAGUAUAGACAAAUUGGACAAAAUAACGUUUCAGCAAUUUAGGGAUGAGUUAUUAAAUGAGAAGGGAAUCCCCGUCGAAUCGGUUGAUAAAAUCGAAACGUAUAUUUCGAGGACGUUAAGUUUGUCCCCUUUUUUGGUCAUCGAAUUUUUGAGAAACGAUUUAA
Plasmodium cynomolgi strain B is the source of this 2359-nucleotide messenger RNA. Its product is annotated as histidine -- tRNA ligase. The record is from RefSeq and is a predicted model, not a curated record. Gene Ontology annotation, biological process: mitochondrial translation. NCBI's taxonomy places the organism in Eukaryota, Apicomplexa, Aconoidasida, Haemosporida, Plasmodiidae. The transcript has a single exon. The annotation marks the transcript as partial. Gene Ontology annotation, cellular component: mitochondrion.